CCGGCAUCGUCUCCUGUUGUUUGCAGCCAGACCUCUGAGGUCCCAGGGUGUCCCGGCCCAGGCUGGUGCCCACGCCUCCCAGCCUUGCCUCAGACCCUGCCCCCUCCGCAUCAGUAGCAUCGGAGGGCAGGCGGAUGCAGCAGGGCGUGGCUCUCGCCGGGCCAGUUUCCUGGGGACCCCAGACCAGUUCACUCAUUCUGUGUUUGGGUUCUUUACCAGCACAAUGGGUACCAUCACAAUGCCUGCCUCGGGGUGAGGGAGGGGGAAUGGGGCAGGCCGGGUGCUCAGCGCUCAGUGAAGGAUCGCUCUCCCCCUGGAACCGACAACCCCCCCCAACUCCCUGCACCCUGUUCAGGACCUUUAAGCCAGAGCUCUGUUCUCCCAGGAGCCGACGAACGGCCCACUCCAAGUCAGCUCUGCGGCCCCCUGAGAAGCCCGAGGACGCUCAAGCUGCCGUGGAAGGAAGCACCGAGUCACCUUAUUCAAAGCAAAAAUCGGACAAGGAAGUGGAGCCCACCGUCACAUUCCUGUUUACGCUCCUGAACACGCCCGAGCCCGCUGAGCCCACACUCCCCGACCCAGACUUGGAGAUCCAAGAGAAGCGGUUCCUGGAUCAGGAGGACUGGGGCUCCCAGCAGACCUCGCGGGAGAUCAGGUGUUUGCAGGAUGACUGCGCGAGGCUCCGAGAAGCCCUGAAAACCAACCAAGUGGACAACCUGGAGCUGAAGAAGAAGCUGCAAAACCUGGACCCCUGCCUUUGUCUCGGCCCCACCCCGCCUCGCAGCCCAGCCUCAGGUGACGUUGCUGGGGUCAGCUUCCCAGCCUGGCCCUGCCGCCCUCUGUUGCAGCCUGCCUCCUUGUACGAGAGCCUGAAGGCGGGAGCCAAGGCCAUCCGGGCGGAAGUGAGUGCCAUCCGGGCAGAAGUGAGGGCCGCUCAGGAGGAAGCGCUGGCCGUGCAGGAGGCCAUGCUGUCCCAGAUGCACACACAGCAGCAGCAGGUGGGGAGGGAGGGCCGCCUGCCGGGCACGGCUCGCUCAAGCUCCCUGCGUCUUUACCUGCAACCUCCCAGCUCCCGGAGGGCUGCGCGGCUCGUCCUGCUGCCCGAAGUUCCCCUGGACCACAGAGGCCAAGGUCAGCCCUGGCCAGGCCCCAGGCCGGAGACUGGACACCUCCUUGGGAAGGCUCUUGGUCAGUUAAAUCCUCCCUAGGCCCCAGCAAUAAACUUCACACUGAGCUCA
This is a messenger RNA of Oryctolagus cuniculus (rabbit), 1238 nucleotides long. The record is from RefSeq and is a predicted model, not a curated record. Lineage: Eukaryota; Metazoa; Chordata; Mammalia; Lagomorpha; Leporidae.